AAUAUUGGAGUAAGUUUCGAAAGAAAAGUAUAUCCUCGACUACUCACUUUGUAAACAAAAACCCUCAGGAAAAUAAAAUCUCAAGUUAUUAUAAAAAUAAUUAAGGGUAGUUAUGUCUCUAUUCCCCGAAAGCUUGUUUGAGAAAACAUGUUUAGAAUUGGAAAAUCCCGUAAUAAACGAAUAUGAAUUAUUUACUGACUCCUUAGGUGUGAAGAUAUUUCGGAGAUAUAUACGGGAAUCUGGUUUAUAUGAAUAUAAAAUAUAUGGAAACCUAGAUGUGCAACCGGAAUACACGUUCAUUAGGGAGCUUCAAGAAAUUGUGCAAUUAGACAAAAAAUAUUGGGUGGUUAUUGCGAAAGCAGAAGUGUUUGAAAACUAUCCUGAAAAAGAUGGUGUUGUCAGGGUGAAGGAAUAUGAGCAACAAGCUGUGCUGACUUCUGACGAGUCAGGAGGAACAAAAGCUUUCAUGAAGUAUUAUGACAACCCUGGCGGCUCUCUACCUUCUUGGCUUAUCAACUGGGCAGCAAAGGCAAGAGUUCCAGAAUUUUUGACUAUAAUGCAAAAAUCAUGUAGGGAAUAUAAGGCAUAUUUGGACAAGAAAGAUAAGAACUAA
Messenger RNA from Dimorphilus gyrociliatus, 613 nucleotides. NCBI's taxonomy places the organism in Eukaryota, Metazoa, Annelida, Polychaeta, Dinophilidae. The record is from the annotation of a GenBank genome assembly.